Messenger RNA from Fonsecaea nubica, 1764 nucleotides. RefSeq lists its product as hypothetical. The transcript is spliced from 4 exons. The record is from RefSeq and is a predicted model, not a curated record. Lineage: Eukaryota; Fungi; Ascomycota; Eurotiomycetes; Chaetothyriales; Herpotrichiellaceae. The coding region runs from base 1 to 1764 and encodes 587 amino acids.
AUGCCUCCCGCAUCCCAGAACACCAUUUUCAUCACAUACAACAGCCCGACCGACUUGAAGAGCAGGCAGAAUCGCCGUGCCGUCUCGUCGUUUGCCUCGAAAAGCUACCGGCCAACCUCAAAGCGCAUUGUUCUGGAUCGGACGCACUACCGUCCGUUUGUGCGGCGACCCGAGGGAGGGACACCGCCGCCUACCGCUCCUACCACGAAAAAGAAGAAACCGCCCACCAGGAACCAAGGGUUAACUUCGACAAGUCCGGGAGAAGUCACCUCUCCUCGAGAACCUCAGUUGCGGAAUGAUUGCGUGCUGGGGAGCCCGAUGGCUGACCCCUUCACCACCUACCCCAUCAGCCACGCAUCUUAUGUGCCCUUUUUGGUGGAUUAUUUCAUCCGAUAUCUCACUCCGCGGUUCAGUCCUGCGCUGGCGGUCGAAACCAGCCGUUAUAUCAUUUGGUUCAAUGUGGCGAUGCAGAACUCUGAGAUGUUUCACGCUCUGAUCGCCUUGAGUCAGGUGUACUACAACAUCGAUGUCAAGGGGUUCGGCACCACCCACUGGACGGCAUUGUAUCACCGAGGUGAAGCAUUGAAGCAGCUCAGGUACAAAGUUGAAACGGCCCGGAACGCAGACGACGAUGCUGCCAUCUUGACCGCCUUGUGGCUGAUGGAUGUCGAUGCGGCACAUGGCGACCUACAUGCUUAUGCAAUGCACAAACGGGCCAAAGAGAGAAUGGUGUCGACAAGAGGGGGUAUACGCAAGCUCAGCACCGAGUUACAGGACGAGCUGUUAAAGAGCGAAUUCUUCUUACCGCUUCUCCUGCAUGGCAGAUUCGUGUGCGAACUGACCGACGACGAUGAUGUCUUGGUCAGAUUCAAAGAAGACCGUCCCAUCCAGCCGACCCAAAUGGGAGCAUGCCAGGGGCUCUUCACGAUAUUGGCCAGCAAAAGUCUGAUCACAUUCCAUGCACUCCAUAUACUCCAGCGGGUCUUCAGGCAACUUUCGAGGGAGCCACAAUGCUUUCGCGGUGGCAGUCAAGGUGAAGGGGGCGGGAAGGACGAGGAUAAAGGCUUGCAAUCCCUCGAUCAGGACUAUAACGAAAUCAGUCGCGUCCUUUGCGUUACGGAAGAAUCGAGACCACAGUCACUACACCAUAGAGUCUUGCUCGCGUUACUGAUCUAUAUCUUCAACUUCCACAACCAACCACACCUACUCCGUCCAGCGAAGAGGCAAUCUUCAACACCAGCCUCGUCGUCUACGUCUCCGCCCACAGAUACAACGACCGAGACUCACCAUCCAUAUCAAGAGAUCUUAUCAAACGUGGCGCUGGAACUGUCGCAGCCCAGCAACCCAGACGAUCCAACAUCCGUCACCGAGCGCGAGGUGACGCUGUGGACCAUGGUGGCGAUUGGAUCCGCCUCGAGUUUCAGUCCGUGGCGACUCGAGAUCCCGUUCAUGGGACACCUGAUCGAAUGGAUGGCCAAAGACAGAGAUGAUGGGGAGGACGAAAUGCCUACCCACAGUGACGGUAAUACGGGCAUAUAUGCUGGGGGGAAGACAAGAAGUCGACAUAGUGGAAGUGGAAUAGGAUGUGAAGCCCAGAAGAUGUCCACAUCACAGCCUAGGGAAUGUCCCAGAGACAAGAAUCUGGAGAAACUCACUUCGUGUCUGAGAGGAUAUUACCUCUACGGCGCGGAUAAAAAGACUCUGCGGAGUCUCCAGCAAUGGAGGGGCUCUGAGCCGUCACCAACACACGAUCCUCGGUCAUGA